This is a messenger RNA of Limanda limanda (common dab), 267 nucleotides long. RefSeq names its product otospiralin (gene otos). NCBI's taxonomy places the organism in Eukaryota, Metazoa, Chordata, Actinopteri, Pleuronectiformes, Pleuronectidae. The record is from RefSeq and is a predicted model, not a curated record. The transcript has 3 exons. Bases 1 to 267 code for a protein of 88 amino acids. Gene Ontology annotation, biological process: sensory perception of sound.
AUGAAGCUGUUGGUCUGGAUCAGUCUCCUCUGCCUCUGCAUCUGUUAUUUCACAGAGGCCAGAGUCAUCCCUGAAGGAGUCCCGUACGACGAGCCACCAGCUGUUCCCUACUGGCCCUACUCCACCUCCGACUUCUGGAACUACAUUGAAUACUUCAAAUCCAUCGGCGCCUACAACCACAUCAACGAGAUGGCCCGCGCCUUCUUCGCCCACCAGCCGCUCGGAGACACCCUGGGAUACGAGACCAACGCAGGACAUGAGCACUGA